AUGACUGGAGAACCCGACACACCACAGAGUCCUCAGGCUGAUGGUGCUUAUCACCGGCCGAGAGAAGAUGCUCGUGGAGGCGUCUCCCAGUGCAUUGAAGGGGGCCGAGCAUCACCCGUUGAGGCCUUUCCAGGAGCACCUUCCAAGUACGAUCCUAGUCAUGGCAAUAACCACGUCAACCAGCUCUCAGCCCAACAGGAGAGAGGGAGCCUGGAAGCUGUAUCUAGUGAUGAAGUUCAGUUCGACUUUGCACCAGCCCAGCAAAGUCACCCUCACCAUCAAAACGUGGAGCCUUCGUUGGCCACUAGUCCAGGCUCAACAUCAUCAGCCCAGGUCCACACAAUGACAAGAGCGAGGUCUAUUGGUCAUAGAGUAUACAGCGCGGGAGUAGGUCCGAUCCACGAAUCUAGGGUUUCAAAGUCUCCGACAGAACACCGUUCGAGACUGCUCCACAAUCGUCAAACACACCCUCAGACAGACCUUGCAACAACUCCUUCACAGCCUUCAGAAGAGGAUCUGCUCUUUCUGCUCAUGUCCCGAGCGCGAGAGACACAAAAAGCUCUAGAGAGGCUGGAGCACCUCGAGAACGAAAACCAGGAUCUGCGAGAGCUACAGGGGCAGACAGAAGCUGAGCUACAACAAGCCACCAAAGCACGAGAUGAAUAUGCUCAAUAUUCCCAUUUUCUCGACCAGAGCUUAGUGCUUUUUCGAGAAAAGUACUCCAAGUUGAAGAAAUGGGCUCUGGAGACAAACAAAGACUGCGAGAUGUUGCAGCAGAGUAGCUCAGGGUUCCAGCGAAGUUUGGCAGCUUUGGCCAAAGACAGGGAUUACCUCCUUACGCAGUUGCACGAGGCUCGGUCCUCUUCACGCUCGACAUCGGAGCAAAUGGAGAAUAUUCAAAGCGGCGUCCGGGAGGUGAGAGUAAUGGCAGAGAAUAGCGGUGCAACAAUCAAGCAGCUGGAUGCCUUUGCUGUGGCCCAAGAGGAACAUUUGAUGAGCGAGAAGCAAAGGUGUCGAAGGCUAGAGGCUCAUAUACUCCACUUGGAACAGGAGAAAAACAAGCAAAAUAUCAGACUGCACAGCCAGCAUCAAGCCACCAAUCAAACCCUGCAGGACAUCUCGAAACAGCUGGGUGCAUUCCAUAAUGGGAGAGCAGCAGAGAGUUCUGCGACAGCCCGUAUUUUCGAAAGCCUGCAUCAGAUCCAGUCGGUGAUUGACACCAAUCUGCUGGUAAAAUCAGAUCUGGCUCCGCUGAGAGAGGAUUGUACAUCAGUGAAUUCAUCGCUGACCAAGAUUGAAGGUUCACUUUCUAAAAAGGUUGAGACGGCAAUAGCAAAUCUCCGUCACGACUUACAACAAGACGUCUCCAAUCAAUUAUUGAGACUGUCGUUGGAAGUGCAGUCAGGGAACGCCGAAGUUGUCGAAGCAAAAGCGGAAGUGGCCCGACUGGAAGGAAAGACAGAGCAGACACAACAGAUCAUAGAGCUCCUUCGCGAGGCUAAGCGUGAAGCACAGAAGCAUGAGGCAGAGUUGCAAGAUGCCAACAAGAGUCUUCGAAACAACAAAGAAGCAAUUCAAACGCAGAGCGAGGAGCUCCGAACGUCGUUGCGAACGGUCACGACCAAGUGGCAGACGGCAUGCUCCGAACUUGAAAAGUGCAAGCAGGGCAGGAACGAGGCCCACGCAGAAGUCAUUGAUUUGACAAUCCGUCUGACCGAAGCCAUGCAUGAACUCAACUCCCUACAAGCUGAGCUAAUGGCCAGCGAAGACGUUUUGAUCGAAUUCGAACAACAAAAUGCCGAUCAAAAUAUGGAGUUGAGAAACGUGAAUGUUCUGCUUUCGACUCAGAGGAGUGAUAUUGAUUAUGAGAUACAAAGAAGACUUGAGAUUGAAGACGAACUGGCGAUGAGCAAAGCGCUGGAGCUACAAACUCGGAGACAACUUACACUGUCUCGGGAAGAAACGACUACAGCUACCAGACUUCAUCGAGACAUGCAAAGCCAGAUAGGCGUGCUUAAACAGACAUUAACGAGGACAGAUGAUAAAGCUCGGAAGCUUGAGGAAACUCUCAAGUCUCUAGAAGAGACUACAGCUGAGCUGGAGCAUCUGAGAAAGCAGCAAGCCACCCUGCAGCGCUUCAAAGAAGAGUCUGUGUCUCAAAGUCAGGAAAUUAGGGACAAAUCAGCGGAGAUCCAAACUCUCGAAAAGCAGAUCAAGGACCUGCGAAAUACGUCUGCCGAUCUCGAAGAAGAAGUGAGAGGAAAGGACAGACUGGCAGAGGAGAACGCCAAUAUCCACAAUGACCUGAAGAACUUGCGAGAGCAGCUUCAGCAGAAGACCAUCGAGACCGCUCUGCUGGAAUCUGCUCUUGCUGCUGCUCAGGUUCGGACAGCCCAACUCGGCGAUUUAAAAAGAGAAAAGUCCUCCCUCAAGGAAGCUGUCGAAUCUCUGACAACGGCCCUCGAACAAUCGAAUGAGCAGUGCGCCCAGAUUUCACCCUUGCAGGACACCGUCGCGCAGAAGGACCAUCAGAUCACGGAACUGCAGAAGGACUUAGCGAUCUUUCGCGGCCAAGCCGAGGAACUGAAGAAUCUUCGAGCCGAGUUGCAAGAGAAGGAAGAGAGGCAAGCAGAUUUGCAACAGCAAAUCCUCGGCCUCGAAGGCGCCGUCUCCAAUGCCCAGCUUGAUGGUGAUGAGGUAAACCACAACAUCCAGCAACGAAGAGUCGCAGAUCGCUCUGGAAACGCAAUGAAUUCCCACAACAACGAGUUGCCCGGCACCCGCCCAUAUUUCAAUGGUGGCGAUGUUCACAGUCCUUUGAACUUGAGUCCGGCAAACCCCACGACUGGUGCUAUAUACAUUGUACAAGAAACACAACUCGAAGUUCAAGAGUCCCAACUAGUGGGUCCAGAUAGUCUCAUACUAUCUGUAGAUCAAGGUCAGGAAAGCAGUGGCUCAGAACUUUCUCCGAUUCCAAGUGAUGACGGGGAAGCUAAUCUCGACGACCUGAUUAACCAUGGCCCCAUUGGCCUCAACACCAGGCGCCAUAACGGCAGAGAAACUCAUGUCUGGCCGAACGAGAGCAGCAGCAUUAGACAUCGCCAGCCGACCAGCGAACAGCCUCCAUCCAGCCCGUAUGGAUCGCAAAGUGAUCAAAUGCUUCUGGACCAAGUCAGCCAGACCGAGUCUCAGGAGCCUGACGAUUCCGACUCCACUAAGACUGAUCCGACUUUUGCGAUGCCGGUUAAUAGAACGGGGAUGAGGCAGGGACCAGGUCCAAGAAGAUUAAGAAGCGAACAUCGAGGCCCGAGUGGUCGAUCCAUUGCUUCUCCCGAUCCUGGCGCGGAGUCACUAAGCAACCGGCCAUCCACACCUGCCAUCAUGCGUGAGCGGCAUCGACCCAAUUCGACAGCCAAACGUCGCUCAGAGCCCGAGAACGACGCGGACAGGGUUUCUCCGAAGAACCCCAAACGUCUCAAGCGGACAGCUGCGAACCUGGAAGCGAAGAAGUCACAACCGGCCAUGCCGAAGUCUGAGAAUGGCGAAAAGUCAUCGUCUCGAGGUGCUGCCACCUUCAGUAAGAGCGGUGGCGGCAGAGGCAACAGUGUCGUCGGAACGAAUGCCCCUGGUCCUGGAAAAAUUCAACGAUCGACCAAACCCGCCCGUAAGGGCUCCCGACGGGACAAGUACACCACCCGGUUUGGUGCGGAGACUUGA
Molecule: messenger RNA, 3717 nt
Organism: Fonsecaea erecta
Lineage: Eukaryota; Fungi; Ascomycota; Eurotiomycetes; Chaetothyriales; Herpotrichiellaceae
Exons: 3
Coding region: 1-3717 (1238 amino acids)
Source: RefSeq, a predicted model, not a curated record